AUUAAUUGUCUAUGGAAUAAAUUGUUUAAAAAUGUGACUGUAGAAUGGAUUGAUUAUUAUUGUUUUAAAUGCUGUUUACUUGAAAGUGAAUAUAAAAACUACUGAUUCUUGCUGAGAAAUGUGAUCAUAAUGUGUGUCAGCUAGAAGUGAAGUGUUUUGUAUAGUUGACAGUGGUUUAAUAAUAAUUUGACUGUUUACACAGUAGCACUGAUUUGGUUUUUUCGUGAUGACGUUGUCCGUGAAGGAAUUAUCAUCAUUACUAAGUGUUCUGAGUGAAGAGAACACAGAGACUCAGAGUUUGGAGUACCUCGCUUCUCAGCUGCACCAAUGCUUCACUAAGCAAGACCAUUACAAAGCGGGAUGCGCCCUCACGCUGCUCCUGCAGCACCCUGACCUGCUGCCCAAGCCCGGCCAGCGCCUGGCCGUCAUCACCCUGCUGUACGAGCUGUACCGCGGCGAGCCCAUGGCCAUGAACCCCUUCGCGACCGUCUUCAUACACCUGCUGCACCCGCCAGACGACGUGAACAAAGCCACCGGCCGCAAGCUGGAGUACGCUGGUCAGCUACCGAGACUCUCCUCCGUCGAGAAGAACUUCCUGGCCCAGCUGAUAACCAACCAGACCAAGGAGUUGACAAAGAAGUCGGCCAACCAGAUCCUGACAAGCGAGAUGGGCAACUUCCACAAUGUCGACAUCACUGGGAUCCAGCUGGCGCUCGCGGAGAGGCAGUCGGAGCUGCCGCACACCAGCCGGGCCGCCAUCCCUGUCGUCAUCUCCGACGCGGAGAGGGGGACCUCUGCCACGGCGUUCCCGGACCAGGGCGUGGCCAAGAAGACGGCGGAGGCCCUGCUGGUGGGGGAGAAGCCCGUGGUGGAGCAGUGCCUCAAGCCGGAGUUCCUGCGCUUGGCCCCGCCGCUCCACAGCUGCGAGGACGAGCUGGCGUGGCUGAACCACACGGACCUGGCGGAGCACAAGGUGGCGUACGAGGUGACGAUGUGCGUGUCGCACGGCGAGGGCGCCGAGGCGAAGCGGCUGAUGGCGCGGGCGUUCAAGGGCGCGCUCACCCUGCAGCAGCAGCAGCACCUGCUGGCCGAGCUGGACCGCGACCCCAAGCUGGUCUACCACAUCGGCCUCACCCCCAGCAAGCUGCCGGACCUGGUGGAGAGCAACCCGCUGAUAGCCAUCGAGGUGCUGCUGAAGCUCAUGCAGUCCAGCCAGAUCACGGAGUACUUCAGCGUGCUCGUCAACAUGGAGAUGUCCCUGCACUCCAUGGAGGUCGUCAACAGGUUAACAACCACCGUGGACCUGCCCACUGAAUUUGUGCAUCUGUACAUUUCCAACUGCAUUUCCACUUGCGAAACCAUCAAAGAUCGCUACAUGCAAAACCGCCUGGUUCGAUUGGUUUGUGUGUUUCUCCAAUCGCUCAUUAGGAAUAAGAUCAUCAAUGUGCAGGAGUUGUUCAUAGAAGUGCAGGCCUUCUGCAUAGAGUUCAGCCGGAUCCGCGAGGCGGCCGCCUUGUUCCGGCUGCUGAAGCAGCUGGAGUCUGGGGAGGCCGGGGUUUCCGCGACGGGCCCCAUCAAGAAGACUGACGGCUAGGGCACGAGUCCCCGGCUCCCACGCACCGACCAAGGACAGGAACCCGUGUCUUAGUACUGACAAUGUGCAAAUUAUUAUCACUGUUUUUUAUACUAAAAUGACGAUUAUGAAAUGAAGAGGAAUAUUUGCCCGCGGUGUUGUUACAGAUUUAUGUUGAAUGCCAAGUUUUUGACGCAGGGGUAAUGAGUUAUUGAUGCUGGAUCAUUGACUUGGUGUCCAUGCAGAAUUUCCCAAAUUCGUUCAGAAACGGGCAUUGCAAGCCAUUAUUACAUUCUCAUUGAAAGCUAUCUGUAUUCUUGUACUGCCAUUAUAGUUUGGUGACAACCACCUUGAAGCACAUUAUAUGUAUUAGUACUAAAGUUGGAAAACAAAAUUAAAAAUUUAUGCAUAUUGAAUAAAAAAUAAGUCAAUUAAUGUAACUAGUAUUAUGGUGUGGGAAUGCUCAAAAUGUUUGAUGAAUGCAACACUUAAAAUAGCAGUUUUGUUUGAGACGAAUAAUGAUGCCAGGAAGUUUGCAGUUUGCUGUAGCAAUGAAUUUUAACAUAAGAUGUUUCAAUACUUUAACAGAUAUAGUGCUUUUUUUUAAGGUGGGAUUCAGAAAUGUGACUUUGUCAACUUAUUAUCUAAAAUAAAAAUAGAGCUUUGUUUUUAUAUAAGCAACUUUUUACAUGGCUAAAACUAACGUACAGCGUGAGGAGAAAAAUAGUAAAACAACAAAAAACCCUUAUUAGAUGGGAAACUGUAUUGUGCGGGAACGUCUCAAACAGGUUUUACUGUAUUUGUUUGGUUCCAAGAAGAUUAAAUCACUAAAGAAAGUUUUUGGUUACACUAGGUACUGUUUAAAAUUAAAUAAUGAGCAUCAGUUGGUGAUCCAGCAACAGUUACUUCCUAAUGGGAGAGUUUCCUACUAUUUUGCUUCUUUAGUUUUUCUGUUGAUUCAAAUUAAAUUCAUAAUGUAACCAUGGUUGACUGUUUAUAGUUUCAAUAAAUUUUUAUUUAAUUAUUUUAAAAAAAUGUUACAGGCAAUUUAUUUUUCAACUGUAGCAUAAACUUUCAGCGUGAUGCAAGUUUUGUUUUAAAUUUUAAUAGGGAGCUUUUAUCAUAAAAUGACUUUAUUUUCAGGAUGUCAUUUAUGAAAUCUUCUAAGAAUUUGUUUUUCCAAAAACCCAGACAAAUUUAAUUUUCAAAGAUAUCGGGAAAACAUAUAUCAUAUAGUAUAAUCAUAUAUGAUAUAUGCAAUAUGUAACAUAUUAUAUAUUUCAACAUAUUUAGAUCUUUUUUUUUUUAAUUAACAGGUUUACAAGAAGCCUAAACAUAUACAAACAGUUAUUCAAAACUGUAUGUCAUGUGUAUAUAGUAUGCUGUUAGUUUAUGUUACAGUUGAAAUAUAAAUUAGCCUUUGAAAUAUUUGGACUGUUCUGUAAUUAUGUACUACUAAAUUGUGAACAUCAACUAUGUUUAUAUUAUAAAUUUGUUUAGAUCAUUAACAAAAUUAUAGAUUCAAAAUAAUGUAGGACUGUAAUCUCCCACCCCACAAGUGUAUAUUUACUGGGGUAGUGCAGUACACAAAAUACAAUCAUUUUUGUGUGAUCAAUAAACUGCAUUGAAUUGUGUAUGAAAAGAAAUGCUCAAUAAAGUCAAGUAUUUUCUCAAUUCAUAA
Bacillus rossius redtenbacheri is the source of this 3254-nucleotide messenger RNA. It is a transcript of the gene Not11, whose product is annotated as CCR4-NOT transcription complex subunit 11. Gene Ontology annotation, cellular component: CCR4-NOT complex. Bases 227 to 1594 code for a protein of 455 amino acids. The transcript has 10 exons. Lineage: Eukaryota; Metazoa; Arthropoda; Insecta; Phasmatodea; Bacillidae. The record is from RefSeq and is a predicted model, not a curated record.